This is a messenger RNA of Cyclocybe aegerita, 1185 nucleotides long. NCBI's taxonomy places the organism in Eukaryota, Fungi, Basidiomycota, Agaricomycetes, Agaricales, Hemipholiotaceae. The record is from the annotation of a GenBank genome assembly.
AAUGGAAAACGAGUGCAACGAACCACCGCUCCCCCAAGAAAUAUUCGACCUGAUCAUAGACCAGAUUUCCCUUAGGAUAACCGCUGCGUCCACAGCCGUCGACCGACGGGCGCUCGUUAACUGUUCUCUCGUCUCGCGUAACUUCCGCGUCAGGAGUCUGAGACACAUCUUCUCCCGCGUGCUCAUCGAGGCCGAUGCAUGGCCACCAGUGCAGGACACCUCACCGACCAUCAAGCGCUGGAACGACUUCCUCGAUAUUGUAGGCACCAACCCUGCGAUCGCUACUAUGGUGCAGACCCUCACGAUUCGGAGUCUAUCCAGCAACUGCGUCGAGGAGCAACCUGCCUGGAUCUGGACAAUCCCACCCCUCCCCCGUGUUUUGCGGUCCCUCACACAUAUUCAGACGUUCUCUCUGGAUGAAAGUGGGCUGGAGUGGAACACGUUGCCUCUAGGUGUUGCAUCUGCGCUGGUCGAAUGCAUUUCCUGUCCCUUGUUGCGCACUUUGAAGAUGAAGGAGGUCUGCGCCUUCCCCCCUCGUGCACUCCUCGGCUGCAAGUCUCUAACAUCCCUGGGGUUAAGUCGGAUUUCAUGGGAUGACCCCUCCACCUAUAUCCAGUGUUCGGAGCUGCGUGACUUUCGAGUGUCAUUUGUGGAAGACAUGGAGCGGGAAGAUGUCGUUAGAGCAUGGAGAAUCAUAUCGCAGGCACCCGAAACGCUGGAAAGAUUGGGGAUGAAGCUACCUCCCUGUGAUGACGAAGUUUGGGAAGGUGUAUUCGACCUCAGCUGUAUGCGCUCCCUCCGCGAAGCCAUUCUCUAUUGCACUCUCGACCGAACGCCUCAAUUUCCCGUCUUUUUACUGCAUCUUUUUCGACUCGAACGAUGCCAGAGUUACAUAGGCAAACUCGAUAUCAUCGUAGUCUGGGAACGGCGCCACUUGGGGAAUGAAAAGGCCCUCUUCGAACCUGGUAUUGGAUGGGAUUCGCUGGAUGGGAUCCUGGCAGACGACGUCAUGUACCCGUGUUUGAAGCUUAUCAAGUUCGGAUUCCUCUUCGCUCUUGAGCCAUCUUAUUGUGCCCCCUCGCAGGUAGCACAACAGACUCGAGCGCUACUCGAUGAUCUCUUCCCUCGGGUUCGGGCUCGGAACGUUGCGGUAGAAUAUGUGGUCCUUCCAUACUUUGUUAUGUA